AUGGAACGUUUGCUCGACAGUCUGCUUGUGCCAGACAUCGACGGGUUGCUGGUCCCAGCUUCCAGUCAGCGCAGUGACGAUAGCAUUGGCGACUUUGACAAAGGCACGAUGUCGAGCGAUUACUACACUGGCGGCGAAACGCUUGUGUCGAGGCCCAAGGUUGAGUUACAGACGUCUACAUCUAUAGAUGAGGAGCCGAAUAUUGAUGCAAACGGAUAUGGGGACCAGCUCAUGUCUAUCGAAGACGUUGAGGAUCCAAAUUGGGCGCCCGCCCGAAAACUCGUUCCAUCGAGAACAAUCAAGCCAGAUCCUGAGCAUGCCGUCAAGUUUCAGCAUGCCUGUGAUUCACGAGGUAUGGUUCCGGAGUUCAGGUACCAAGAAGACGGGUCUCAACUCUACUCUGUAACUGUGGCCUUUAGCGAGUCUCUCGUCGAUGGCAACGGGACGUUCCCCAACAAAUGGCUUGCAAAAGAAGCAGUAUGCAAGCGUGCCUUGCUCAUAAUACAGGAGUUGGGCACCAUCGCCCCUGAUAAGCGCAAGAACAUUGAGUUUAGCACGCCGAAUGAUGUCGUGAGCGCCGCUAUACUCAACGGCACCAAUUGGAUCGGAACUCUACAAGAUUACUGCCAGCUACGCAGGCUGAAGCUGCCUGAAUACGAGGAGCUGCAGACCACCAAGACACCUUACACAUUUGCUUGCGGAGUCAAGCUUGCGAUGCCCAAUGCACCUCUCCUCGGAUCCCGGACUGAUACUUAUUCGAACAAAGCACUAGCGCGGAAGGCAGCUGCUCGUGAAGCAGUCAUCUGGCUACGGAGCCAAGGUGCCGUCCUGAAGGAUGCAUGGGUCAACGAUGUGGCUGCGAAGCGAGUAAAGCUGGGUGAACCAGACUUGUGCAGUACGGACUCUGAUAACGACGACGACACCUCCGAACCGGCGAUCGAGGGCAACGCGCAAGAAAGUCUGCCGUCUCAAGUCGCGAGUCUGGCGAUCAGUCUUGGGUUCAGUCAUCCAAGCUACCACAUCGAGCCGUCGAGGUCCAGGACAGGUGCAUUCGGGUCUGAUGGUAGUCCUUUUGUCGAUGUGGGCGCGACUUUCCUUCUGUCUGAUGUGAGGAAGGAACCUAGACUUGGCGGUACUCUUGGCCAGCACACAAAUGUGUUCGGGAAGAAGGCGACAAAGGAGAAGUGUUGUCAGGAAGUGCUGGAUUUGCUAAAAGCAAUUAUGGAGGAGAGGACAUCGUGA
Molecule: messenger RNA, 1242 nt
Organism: Recurvomyces mirabilis
Lineage: Eukaryota; Fungi; Ascomycota; Dothideomycetes; Mycosphaerellales; Teratosphaeriaceae
Exons: 2
Coding region: 1-1242 (413 amino acids)
Source: RefSeq, a predicted model, not a curated record